Molecule: messenger RNA, 1237 nt
Organism: Moneuplotes crassus
Lineage: Eukaryota; Ciliophora; Spirotrichea; Euplotida; Euplotidae
Source: the annotation of a GenBank genome assembly
GAUGCAGUUAAUUAUAAAAUUUAAACUAAAAAUGGACCAUACAAGGAACCGCGCCUUAGAAUAUAGAAGCAUCCCCACUUUUGGAUUCAACAGGGAUAAUUUGAAGAAAGGAGAUCAAAGCAACAUGGAUCAAUUCUAUCAUAAGCAAAAGCUAGUAGGAGGUCAGAGAAUUGAAGGCAGAUCUAAUAACUCAGAAAAUGUAACCCCGUCUCUCAAAGUUUUUGAAAAUAAAGAGAAUCAAGGGAAAAUGAGCAAUCAAGUUGAGAAGUUUUGUUCAAAGCCAAAGCUCCGUCCUUCGAUGUUUGAUAGUCAGAAGAAAAAGAAGUUAGAGACACUCAGUGAAAUGAAGACUAAGAGGUUAAAUGAGGCAAACCCACUUCAUUUAGAAUUCAGUGAGGAGAAUCAGUGGAACAUUACUUACUCAGAUAAAAUUAUUCAAAGAAUGUUUAAUAAAGAGCAGAAAUACUGGGUCUCUCUUACAGAUAUUUCAAGAGUUCAAAGAGAGAGCAAGUUCUCAAAGUUGAGAAAUGCAGUAGUGAAUUACCUGACAUAUUUCCAUCUUGUUUUUCAUAUCAAAGAUGACCAUACUCUCUUUAAAGCUGUCCAAAUUUUUGAUUGUUAUCUCUCUAAAACUUUUGUUCCUCGAAAGAAGCUUCAACUUAUCGCAUCAGCAUGAAUGAUGAUUGCUGAAAAGUAUGAAGAAGUGUAUCCUCAAUGCCUUGAUUAUCAUGUGAAGCUCUCAGCGAAUACAUUCACCAUCAAAGAUUUGAUAAAGGCUGAGGUAACUGUCUCAACAGCACUUGGACAUAUGUAUGAGACAUAUCCCUCUAGCUAUAGAUUCUUUUGUCUCUUUGCUAAACUUUUGAGCUCAGACGAAGAUGUCUUUUAUUAUGGAAACUUCUUCCUUCAUCUCGCCAUGUAUGAUUAUGAUUGUCUUGAGGUGAAGCCAAGUUUACUUGCAGCUGGAGCAAUAAUUCUGGCCAAGAAUGCUUCUAAGGGUCUUUUCUUAGAUGGAGCAGCUUACACCAGCGAUGAUAUCGAAAUCAUGUUUGAUUCACAAAAAAUUCCUAGUGAUGAAGAAAUAAAAGACGCCAUUGUACAUAUCACUGAAAUUUUGAGCCAUUAUGUAAAAACUCUUGAGAAACUUGAGAAAUCCCCUCGCCUCAAGAAAAAGAAUCCUUAUGACAAGCUUACCAAAAAGUUCAGCAAGAUUAACUUUGGAGCCAAAUCUCAGUAA